AUGGAAGACACUCCCAGCAUGACCACUCCCAGCAGGGACUCAACCCUCACAUUCCGCGAAGUCACCGAAGAAAACUGGCGUGCGGUGGCAAACCUGAGUCCUAAAGACGGCCAGAUAGGAAACCUCGCCCCCAACACGCUUGUCGGUAUGCUCAUGAUGGCAAUAUGGGAUCCUGAUGAGGCGUACUACAUUUGGCGAUUCAUGAUUGAUGGCCGGUAUCAGGGUCUCGGGUACGGUCGCCGCGGCGUAGAAUUCGCGAUUGCACAUAUACGACAGCACAACCCUCAAGCAAAGCAGUUGGGGGUGAUGUCAACGCCACCGGAAGGGAAGAUGAGUGGAAAUCCGGCGAAGAAUGUGAAGCCUGAAGAUUCGCCAUAUAAGUUUUACCAGAAACUUGGGUUCAGGGAGACUGCGCCACCAGAUGAAGAUGGAGAGAUUAUGAUGUCAAUAGACUUGUAG
Aspergillus thermomutatus is the source of this 459-nucleotide messenger RNA. RefSeq names its product GNAT family N-acetyltransferase. Gene Ontology annotation, molecular function: acyltransferase activity, transferring groups other than amino-acyl groups. NCBI's taxonomy places the organism in Eukaryota, Fungi, Ascomycota, Eurotiomycetes, Eurotiales, Aspergillaceae. Bases 1 to 459 code for a protein of 152 amino acids. The record is from RefSeq and is a predicted model, not a curated record. The transcript is spliced from 2 exons.